AUGCCAUAUUCCGCACUCGUAUCCUUCUACUAUGGUGAGCGGGUCAAAUGGAUGGCAGUGGGGAUAGAGCUACCUUUAGGUAGACCGAAUAACGCCACGCUUAUCGACCAAGUGCGUCGGUGCCGCAAGCUAAAAAUCUCCAUGCCAACCGCCAAAGGGUAUUGGGGAGAAGAGCUGCAGCCUCUUUCGCUACGGCCUACAGUGUGUGAGUUGGCAAAGGAUUUCGACACCGACUACGCUGCGUCUGUGAUCAGCAAGUUUCGGAUCAAGCCCGACAUCGUCCUUGGUAUCAGCAAGCUCCUUUACAAGCUGGAGAAGUGGUUGAAACAAGCCAAGGACACCGCUGAAUCGAGCAGCCUCCGCCGUAUUCUUCUAUGGCAUCCGUCAUGGGGUCGAUGCCGCCGGGAAACACAAGCCCUCAUGAACGACUUGACCAAUAGACUAGAGUUUGCCGAAAGACAGGUGCAGUCAGUGAGCAGCAGCGAUGAUGAUAAGAGCAAUACUUAUACCAGUUUGAACGAGCAAGUGAAUGUGUAUCUUCCAGGGGUUCAGAAGAAGUAUCCCUUGGCCAUGUCUGCCUCUUUGCUUCGACGAAUUGCCCUCCGCCAGUACGCAUGUCGGUGGUUUCUCUGUGCCCGUCACGGUGAGAACCAGCUAGCUCAUCAUACUCGGAAGCUAGGCUUCCCCCAACCGGCACCAGCUUUUACAACUACAAUCUUGCCUCCGCCUCCCACCGUCCCUCCUGGGGCCACGGACUUCAUUUGCCCCUGCAGUGACACACUCCCGAAAAAGAUGUACCAUCCGGUCCCGUGGCGAAAGCAUGUGCUCCACGAUUUCCACCCUUACAUUUGCAUGCAUGCCGACUGCGGAAAGGCCUUUGGAGAUGCGGAUGUUUGGGAACAGCACAUGCUCCAGCACGGGAAUUACUGGGCCUGCUACCAGCCAGGAUGCCACGACAUCACUAUCCCUUUGCACCGGAGCUACAAGACCGAUGAGCACUGUCAUCUGAUCCAUGGCUUGGAUGAGCGACCCCCUGACUCGCGCCACAGACAACCUUCCAGUAAGCUUGAGUUCAAGAAGUGUCCCCUCUGUCAGGCGUCGUUCUCGGAUUCUAGAUCGACAGAGAUCAAGUGGCAUAUAGCCGCGCAUCUAGAGCGGGAGAUCAUGUGCAUGCGAGCUUGA
This is a messenger RNA of Aspergillus homomorphus CBS 101889, 1182 nucleotides long. RefSeq lists its product as uncharacterized. Lineage: Eukaryota; Fungi; Ascomycota; Eurotiomycetes; Eurotiales; Aspergillaceae. The record is from RefSeq and is a predicted model, not a curated record. The transcript has a single exon. Bases 1 to 1182 code for a protein of 393 amino acids.